Messenger RNA from Anisakis simplex (herring worm), 234 nucleotides. NCBI's taxonomy places the organism in Eukaryota, Metazoa, Nematoda, Chromadorea, Rhabditida, Anisakidae. The record is from the annotation of a GenBank genome assembly.
AUGCUCGAGGAGGAGAUUGGAGAGAUCGAGGGGGAACUUCCCAAACUCCGCGCCAUAAUCGACGAAGCGUCAGCGCAACGAGAUCAACUCAAAACGACAGUGGCCGAGUUGGAAGACCGCAAGAAAAAUGAGAAGGCAUUUCAGGUUGUAUUUGUUUAUUUUUGUUAUUUAUUGUUGUUAUUUAUUAUUAUUUUGUAUUUUGUUUUAUUAUUUAUUACGUAUUUAUUAUUGUAA